AUGGGCGCUCCAAGCCGCAAGGCUGUGCACGCUUCGUUCCGGGCAGCUGUCAUAGUUGCAUCCGCCCUGGUUGUGUGGCAGUAUGCUGCCACGGCACUGGCCCCCGCCGCCAAAGAAGCGCGGGAGCUGGGUGUUGACGUGCGGUAUGCCGAUGCUGUCGCUGAGCUGGGGAAGCGGCUGGCAAACCGAUCCUUUAGUCAUCGCUUUCGCCAUCCACUGAUGCUGCUUCGCUUCCUCACGUGUACCACGACUCUCGAGGAAGCUGAGGCGAUGCUUGUCGCCUGCGAGCCCAAGCCUUUCUCGCCUGCCGGGCGACUUCGAAGUGCUGGACAAGAGGGAUCCUUCGCAGACCGGAUGACGAUGGUGAUGGCAGACCUGCGAGGAGUGGGGCGAGUCGUGUCCCGAUCAGGGCUCGUGGAAGCUUUCGCCGAAGUCACCUCGGGCAGGGCUUGCAGCUGA
Symbiodinium sp. CCMP2592 is the source of this 459-nucleotide messenger RNA. Lineage: Eukaryota; Dinophyceae; Suessiales; Symbiodiniaceae. The record is from the annotation of a GenBank genome assembly.